This is a messenger RNA of Aspergillus clavatus NRRL 1, 579 nucleotides long. Its product is annotated as DUF967 domain protein. The coding region runs from base 1 to 579 and encodes 192 amino acids. The record is from RefSeq and is a predicted model, not a curated record. Lineage: Eukaryota; Fungi; Ascomycota; Eurotiomycetes; Eurotiales; Aspergillaceae. The transcript is spliced from 2 exons. Gene Ontology annotation, biological process: post-translational protein targeting to endoplasmic reticulum membrane. Gene Ontology annotation, cellular component: TRC complex.
AUGGACGACAGACCCCUCCCCCCAACCAGCACAGACGUCCGCGAACUCACCGUCCAAGAAUCCUCCGCCGCAGUCCUCUUCCCAACCUUCACCGCCUCGACCGCCUGGUCGCUCGGCCUCGCCCUGCGCACCCGCAUCCGCUCGCUGCCCGCCGACCAGCGCAAGCCCGCCCUCAUCUCCAUCACGCUCUCCGGCGGCUCCGAGCCCCACGUCGUCUUCCAGAGCGCCACCGAGCCCGGCACCGUCGCCGACAACGAGGUCUGGGUGCGCCGCAAGCGGAACACCGUGCUGCGCUGGGGGGUGUCCAGCUGGCUGAUGCGCCAGAAGAUGCUGGCGAGCGCCGCGCCGAGUGCCGCCGACGUGGAACAGGCGUUUGUGCGGAAGUUUGCGCUGCAGAGCUCCGGGGGCGGCGCCGCGGAUGACUAUGCGAUCCAUGGCGGUGGCUUUCCGGUGCGCGUCCGUGGGGUGGAUGGCGUGGUGGGUGUCAUUGUAGUGAGCGGGCUGAAGCAGGAGCACGAUCACCAGGUCAUCGUCGAGGUCGUGCACAAUUAUAUCCUACAGAAUUCCGAGGCACCCUAA